CGCACAGCACCGGGUUAGUGUGGCUUAAGCUUCGGUGGCUGGACGGUGGUUAUUUCGUUCUUUUCGCGCUGGAUUUUGCGAUUGGUAUCAUAAUCAAAUAUUGGUGAGGGUUGUGAUUCGUGAACGGAGCGUGACCUGAGUGCAAUUUUACGGAAAGGUGUUUAGUCUCAAAGAAAGAGAUCUACAUUCGAGAAUUUUCUCAAGAUGAACGACUGUCGAAUCUUGGUCGACGUCGACUGCAGUCGCUUCGAAGAUGACGCCUUUUCACUUCUGGACAAGUCCGCCGAGGUCAACGUUGUUCGCGACCUCAAAUCUUCCACUGUGGCAACCUUUGAUCAGACGAGCUUCCCUCACCUGAGCUCUUCCUCGCGAACUCAGCUCAAGCAGCAGCUCCUGCGCGAACAGGUCAAGAGCUAUGACAUGGAGCAAAGCCCCUCACCUUCACCAUCCGUGUUCUCCGUCAAACUUCCGUUGGAGAACAUGGACAUUGAACUCCCGAAGAAGGUCCUGCAGGUGGAAACGCGCCUGGAGAACCCCACCCGCUACCACGUGAUCCAGAAACAGAAAACUCAAGUCCGCGAGUACGUUACAGCUGCCCUCAAGCUAACGAAGCAAACCGUACUACGCGAAGCGAAGCACUCCCGCUUGCUGAUCCUAAGCAAGCUGUACGACUCGUUCAUCAACACCAAACCGACAUCGACGACCACCUCCAGCGGUAAUGCUUCAGCCACUUCCGCCAUCCAGGCGCCCAGUACGACGGCGAGUGUGCUGGCCAACAGUCUCGAGCAGCAGCAGGACUGGCGCCUGGAGAUGAAGCUGUCGGCGCGCUUCGGCAACCGGGUCUACAACUCGUUCAUCGACGAGUUCGACUACAUCCGGGACCUGCUGUGUCUGAUCCGCUUCGAGAUUCCCAAGUGGGUCUUCGUGGUGACGGAGUUUGAGAGUGAGAUUUCCUCGUUUCAGAAUGCCAAAACGGCCGCCGUGGAGGAACUGCUGGCCAAGCAAACGUUGGCCGUCGAGAAGAACUCCAAACACGAGAAGUUCAUCGAGGCGGAGGUGCGCGAUCGGAUCAAAAAGGAUAACCAUAACUGCAGUAGGUAUUGGGGAAGGGCUGUGGGUUUGGUAAGAUGAUGUUUUCCCCUUUGACGUUGUAUCGGAUGGGUUUAUAGUUCAUAAGGUUCUGCGCAUCAAAAUUUAUGGUAUAUAAAAAGUAUAUUUCUAAUCUAAUCUAAUGUUAUAUAAAAAGCAUAUUUUUAAUUUAAUUUUAUACUAUAUAAUCAUAAUCAGAUCACAAUUUUAAAGAUCUAUUUCAGGUUUUUUUUAUUUAUUAUAAUUAUUUUGUUAUCUAAUGAGUGUUUUCUAAUGAUCUAAAUUUAGCCUCGAGGAAAUGCUGACAAGCUCUGGAAAUCUAACCGAACAGCGUUCUUUAGACAUUUUGAAUGUUAUAUAUUUCUAGAUUUAAACAGGUUUUAUUGAAGACUCACCAAAUAUGUACGAUACUGCAUUCAUGGAUGGUAACAUAGCGACGACCUUUGCCGCUUAGUGUUAAAAGAAAUCAUCGCAUUUAGAGAAGGUAUGGCCUUUAUAUUAUCCAAUCAAUUUGAUCACUUGUCAUAUAACAAGUUAGUACUUUUCCAUUUAAUUCCACCACCUUAUGGCAGUUUUACAGAUACGUAUUUCGACCUCAACAGAAAGACCGUCUAUACUUCGAGCACACUUCGCCGUCAUAUGAAGUUGACUACAAAACGCUAGUUGGAUCAAUUUUUCUCAGUACGAGACCAGAACAAUGAUCAUGGAUGAUCAACGGGCUUUUAACAUCUUUGAAAGGAACGGUGUGCCACGAAACACGGUUCAGGAAGAUGAAUAGAAAAUCCGACGACUGCGGUGAGCUGGCCAUUGGGACCCUCUAUGGACUGGUGAACAGCAGCUAUGGGGCGAGUGAAAUGGAAAUCAAUCUGAUAAUAAACAAAAAUAAAUUAUUGUUCGAUAAGCAAACAGUUCUUGUUUGCGUUUAUUCAUCAGCUAGGCUACUAAAAAAGUCAUAAAUGAUUAGCUUUAUUUUUGAAAGAUUCUAAUUAUCAAUAAUUUCUGAAACUCGGCCACAAUAUACAAGGAAGAAUGAUGAAGACAAAUUUGAACACCA
Armigeres subalbatus is the source of this 2143-nucleotide messenger RNA. RefSeq lists its product as uncharacterized. The coding region runs from base 205 to 1131 and encodes 308 amino acids. Gene Ontology annotation, biological process: regulation of transcription by RNA polymerase II. Gene Ontology annotation, cellular component: nucleus. The transcript has 3 exons. Gene Ontology annotation, molecular function: RNA polymerase II cis-regulatory region sequence-specific DNA binding; DNA-binding transcription factor activity, RNA polymerase II-specific. Lineage: Eukaryota; Metazoa; Arthropoda; Insecta; Diptera; Culicidae. The record is from RefSeq and is a predicted model, not a curated record.